Drosophila serrata is the source of this 1700-nucleotide messenger RNA. Its product is annotated as acyl-coenzyme A thioesterase 9, mitochondrial. Gene Ontology annotation, cellular component: mitochondrion. Gene Ontology annotation, molecular function: fatty acyl-CoA hydrolase activity. Lineage: Eukaryota; Metazoa; Arthropoda; Insecta; Diptera; Drosophilidae. Gene Ontology annotation, biological process: acyl-CoA metabolic process. The record is from RefSeq and is a predicted model, not a curated record.
ACCAAUGCUGUGAGCUGGUCAGGGGCGGAACCUCAGUUUUGGGGGCAUUUUCAAAAUAUCUGUUCGAAAAUUUUGAACGAUAAGGAUUAACGGUAUUCUUGUAAAUGCUUUCGUCUUUCUAGAAUCAUGAAUAAUAUUGUCAAGUGUAAAAAGAUCUAACAGGGAUUCCGUUUUAAACAGUUAGACGAGAAAUUGAAGCUUAUCUUUUGCUAAAAGUUUUCAUGAAAAAUUAAUAUGACGUUUAAACUCAAAGUAUUAAAUUUGAAAAGGAAAUAUAUAUUAAUUUUUGUCGUUGCUGAAGAUUUGAGAAUUUCGGUAUUAGAUCUUGGAUGUACGACAUGUGAGCACACCAAAUACACCAAAUACGUAAAAUUAAGAUGAACUCGCACCGAUACGCUGGGAGGGCAGUGACUAAAAACCUGUGCUCUCAGCUCAGAACGCUCCGUCAUUUUUUUGUAGAAUGCGAUGGGAAGCAACUGGAGCCUGCGCACUGCUCAGGCUCCAUGGCAGACGUGGCUAAAAAAAUUCAGGAGCACUUAGGAGUGGAAUCUGGCUAUCACACAAUCCCAAAGAGCCGGGAAGGCCUGCUUAAAUAUCAGCCCAAGCAAGAAGACCUGCCUGAGCGUUCCAUAAAGGAUUCACACACGACUGCCUUUGUUGAUUUGAAAUCAGAUCCACUGAUGCGCCAACUUUUCGUCAAGGAGACUAGUCAAGUGCGCGUUGGCAGGAUAAUGGAGCAACUCGAUCUCAUAGCCGUGUGGAUCUGUCACCGUCAUGUGUAUCUCCCAAAACUGCCAAGGGGCGUUCCACUGCCUUACACGUUUGUCACCCUCUUUAUAGAGCACGUCAAAUUUAUGGUGCAAAAAUUCAAACCGGAUGUCGACUUGCGACUAUCUGGUUACGUUUCGUGGACAGGCCUUAACUCCAUGGAGGUAGCGACCUAUGUGCGCCAGAACGAUGAGACACUGGCGAUGGCAAUCUUUGUUGUCGAGGGUCGCAAUGCCACUAACAGUGGACCUGCCCCGAUUAACCCCUUAAAACCGGCCAACGAAAUAGAAGAGUGGUUCCAUUCAGAGGCUCUGGAGCGGCACAGGCGGCGAGAGAAACAAAAGCAAGGCUCCGGCGUCCUUCUGCAGCCGACAAAGGAGGAGGAGAAGAUUAUGUACGAUGUCUUUUCGCGCACCAAGGGCUCCGAAGACGCCAUAAAGGGCGGCUGUUUGCCUCCAGACUGCCGUUGGAUAUCAAAGUGGCAUCGCAGUACCAUCCUGCACCCGUUCCCAGAGAAUCGUAACGCGUCCAAUACCAUCUUCGGGGGUUUCAUCAUCCGUAGUGCCAUCGAGACAAGUUACAUUGCCGCAUGCCUCUACGCCGGCUCAUAUGCGCUGAUCCGUUUUAUAUCGGACGUUACGUUUGCCCAACAAAUUCCCGUGCAGAGUUUUAUGAAGACAACUGCCUACGUUGUCUACACCCACGGUAAGUACAUCCAGCUGAUGACUGCGGUUAACUCGUUGGACGCCGCGAACUUUACUGAGGUUCACACCAACGCCCUCCAUCUAACGUAUGAAGCCGAUCGCUCCAUGCCGGAGAUUAUGCCCAGCAGCUUCCAUGAGGCGCUUUGGUAUUUGGAGGGUCGCCGCCAUUUCGAGAACUUCCUCAAAUCAUUCCACGGUGAAAGUCAAAAAGAAGGUCCAAAUGUUUAG